This is a messenger RNA of Anopheles stephensi (Asian malaria mosquito), 5985 nucleotides long. RefSeq names its product AP-2 complex subunit alpha (gene AP-2alpha). Gene Ontology annotation, cellular component: AP-2 adaptor complex; membrane coat. The record is from RefSeq and is a predicted model, not a curated record. Gene Ontology annotation, molecular function: clathrin-cargo adaptor activity. The coding region runs from base 596 to 3400 and encodes 934 amino acids. Lineage: Eukaryota; Metazoa; Arthropoda; Insecta; Diptera; Culicidae. Gene Ontology annotation, biological process: intracellular protein transport; clathrin-dependent endocytosis. The transcript is spliced from 8 exons.
CGAAUGGAUGUUGAAAGGGAAGAAAGCUAGUAGCCGAUCCAGCCAGCUUCAAUGGCGGUGUCCGUGGCAACGUUCUUGCCUACGCGAGAAGAAUCUGCACCAGAAGCAGCGUGUGUUAUUGUUAUCAGAUAAUUGAAUUAAAUUCUUCUCGUGCGGCUAGAAGUUGGGCGCUUCGUUAACUGCAGCGCCGCUAUGCUGGGUAUUAACGCGAGAGAGAGCAAAAGAGGCGGACCCCGAGAGUAGCAUACGUAAGAAAACGGAGUUGUGUUGCUAAGGGUAAAUGGUGAGGUGAUUGCUAGUUGAAGAAAUAUCUGUUUCCAUAAAAAUAAAGCCUGCUUGUGGGUAGGCAGGCGACAUCUCGCAUCUCGAGCGGUGUACUGCAAUUGACGGAGACAGAGAGCAACGGUUCUGGUCGACGACGUGGUCGUUUCCGGUCGCGCGGGUAAAGAGACAAGUGCGUUGAUUGUGCGUACGACGAAAACAAACGGGUGGUGGUAAUUUUCGAGCCGUUGUUGUACUGCACACGAUAGAGAAAGAGAGAGAGUGAGUGUGUGAAGAACACAGUACGCGAUUUGUAUCAUCAUCCGCAUCCAAGAUGGCACCGGUACGUGGGGAUGGAAUGCGCGGUCUAGCCGUGUUUAUAUCGGACAUCAGAAAUUGCAAAAGCAAAGAGGCGGAAAUCAAGCGCAUCAACAAGGAGCUGGCCAACAUUCGGAGCAAAUUCAAAGGCGAUAAAACGCUGGACGGAUACCAGAAGAAGAAGUACGUCUGCAAGCUGCUGUUUAUCUUUCUGCUGGGCCAUGACAUCGAUUUCGGUCACAUGGAGGCGGUUAAUUUGCUUUCCUCCAACAAAUACUCGGAGAAACAAAUCGGCUAUCUGUUCAUUUCGGUGCUGGUCAACACGAACAGCGAUCUGAUUAAACUCAUCAUCCAAAGCAUCAAGAACGAUCUGCAGUCGCGGAAUCCGAUCCACGUGAACCUAGCGCUGCAGUGCAUCGCCAACAUCGGCAGCCGGGAUAUGGCGGAAGCGUUCUCGAACGAAAUCCCGAAGCUGCUCGUGUCGGGCGACACGAUGGAUGUGGUGAAGCAAUCGGCCGCCCUCUGCCUGUUGCGCUUGUUCCGCACCUGUCCGGACAUUAUCCCGGGCGGUGAGUGGACGAGCCGGAUCAUUCAUCUGCUGAACGAUCAGCAUAUGGGGGUGGUAACGGCGGCGACCAGUUUGAUCGAUGCGCUGGUGAAGAAAAACCCGGAAGAGUACAAGGGAUGCGUCAGCCUGGCCGUGUCGCGCCUGUCCCGCAUCGUAACCGCGUCCUAUACCGAUCUGCAGGACUACACGUACUACUUCGUGCCGGCACCGUGGCUGUCGGUGAAGCUGUUGCGUCUGCUGCAAAACUAUAACCCACCGACGGAAGAUCCGGGCGUGCGGGGCCGGCUGAACGAGUGCUUGGAAACGAUUCUGAACAAGGCGCAGGAGCCGCCCAAGAGCAAGAAGGUGCAGCACUCGAACGCGAAGAAUGCGGUCCUGUUCGAGGCGAUCAAUCUGAUCAUACACAACGACAGCGAGCCGAGUUUGUUGGUGCGCGCGUGCAACCAGCUCGGCCAGUUCCUGAGCAACCGCGAAACGAACCUGCGCUACCUGGCGCUGGAAUCGAUGUGCCAUCUGGCAACGUCCGAGUUUUCGCACGAAGCCGUCAAGAAGCACCAGGAGGUGGUGAUACUGUCGAUGAAGAUGGAGAAGGAUGUGUCGGUGCGCCAGCAGGCGGUCGAUCUGCUGUACGCGAUGUGCGAUCGCUCGAACGCGGAAGAGAUCGUGCAGGAGAUGCUCAACUAUCUCGAAACGGCCGAUUACUCGAUCCGCGAGGAGAUGGUGCUGAAGGUCGCGAUACUGGCCGAAAAGUAUGCGACCGAUUACACGUGGUACGUGGAUGUGAUUCUGAACCUGAUUCGAAUUGCGGGCGAUUACGUGUCGGAAGAGGUGUGGUACCGGGUGAUCCAGAUCGUGAUCAAUCGCGAAGAGGUGCAGGGUUACGCGGCAAAGACCGUGUUCGAAGCGCUGCAAGCGCCUGCCUGCCACGAGAACAUGGUCAAAGUGGGUGGUUACAUACUGGGCGAGUUUGGAAAUUUAAUUGCCGGCGAUUCACGUUCGGCACCGAUGGUACAGUUUAAGCUGCUGCACUCCAAGUAUCACCUGUGCUCGUCGAUGACACGGGCACUGCUGCUGUCGACGUACAUCAAGUUUAUCAACCUGUUCCCGGAGAUCCGGGGCACCAUCCAGGACGUGUUCCGGCAGCACAGCAAUCUGCGGUCGGCCGAUGCCGAGUUGCAGCAGCGGGCGAGCGAGUACCUGCAGCUCAGCAUUGUCGCUUCCACCGACGUGUUGGCGACCGUGCUGGAGGAGAUGCCCUCGUUCCCGGAGCGCGAAAGCUCCAUACUGGCGGUGCUGAAGAAGAAGAAACCGGGCCGGGUGCCGGAGAAUGCGGAGAUACGCGACAGCAAGAGCCCGGUACCGAACAGUCAUAACAAUGCUCACAACAAUGCUCAAACCAAUCACACUUCCAGUGCAAACAACGCAAAUGCUAGUUCCGAUUUGCUCGGACUAAGCACUCCACCGGCCAGCCAGUCUGGCACGCUGAUCGACGUGCUGGGCGACAUCUACAGCACAGCCAACGGUAACAGCAGUGUGGUUAAUAAUUCCAAAAAAUUCGUUUUCAAAAACAAUGGUGUCCUGUUCGAGAACGAUCUGCUCCAGAUCGGCGUCAAGAGUGAGUUCCGCCAGAACCUUGGCCGGCUGGGCCUGUACUACGGUAACAAAACGCAAACGGCACUGCAAAACUUCGUACCCACCCUGCAGUGGUCGGCCGAGGAUGCGCUUAAGCUGAACGUGCAGAUAAAGGCGGUAGAACCGACGCUCGAGGCGGGCGCCCAAAUACAGCAGCUGCUCACGGCCGAGUGUAUCGAUCACUAUCUCGGCGCACCGUCGAUCAUCAUCUCGUUCCGGGUGAGCGGUGGUGCGCAGCAAAAAAUUACCGUCAACCUUCCGCUGACGAUCAACAAGUUCUUCGAGCCGACCGAGAUGAACGCGGAAUCGUUCUUUGCCCGGUGGAGAAAUCUUGGCGGUGAGCAACAACGGGCGCAACGGGUGUUUAAGGCACAGCAACCGCUCGAUUUGCCUGGCGCACGCAACAAGCUGACCGGGUUCGGUAUGCAACUGCUGGACAGCAUCGAUCCCAACCCGGACAAUAUGGUUUGUGCGGGAAUUAUUCAUACGCAGGCGCACAAGGUGGGCUGCCUGCUGCGUUUGGAGCCGAAUAAGCAGGCACAGAUGUUCCGCUUGACUAUACGAUCCAGUUUAGAGGCAGUGACGCAAGAAAUAUGCGAUCUUUUGGUGGAUCAGUUUUAAAUCUAAUCCCCCUCCCCCUCGAGCAUAAUAUUGUCGUAUAUCCUCCUAUGGUAAGAGAGAAAGAGACAGAGAGAGAGAAUCGUACUUGGUCCCCAUUGACGGAAGGUAAUAAGAGUUGGGAGCCUUGUCCCGGCAUCGUAUCGUUGCGCGAAUCUGAUGGACGUUGGAGAUAUUAUGCAUGGUGGUGCCCAAGGCAUAGCUGCACCGUGCGCAUGGUAGUAUUUGCAUCGAUAUGUGUGUGUGUGUGUGCGUGUAAAGUAUAUAUACAUAUACAGCUUGAUGGUCAGUAAAACGAGGUGUGAAUAAUGCCAUAAGCACUAGUUGAAUCUUUACCCGGGAGGCAACACAUGACAAGGAACUCCAAUGAACUUUAUCCAACUCUACCUGCCGAGAGAGAGAGAGAGAGGGAGGUAUGAGUUACAGCAGGCUAUCUUGUUCACUAUAUGUUAAACAUGUUCUAUGAGAGGAAGAAGAUCUGUUUUUGUGUGUGUGUGUGUAUGGUACAUAGGAAAAAAAUAUGUACCGUCACAAUCUACUUGGACUGGAUUAAUUCGAAAGCCAAAGCUUCCGGGGAAGUACCAACAUCACGGAUAUCGUGUUAUCCCUAAGCUUCCUGAAAUGGUGUCCCCCCCCCCACUAAAAACGUGUAUCGACCAUUGAAAUGAAAGGAUAAUAGACAACGAGAUCGAGAGAGAGAGAGCGUAAAAAAAUAAACUAUUAAAGCAAAACCUUAUAUAAAUAUCCUAUUUGAAGUAAACAAAGCUAAACUUAAUCAGAACACAGUGUUGAGGUGGAUUUGCUUUACUUGAAACUUGAUGAGAGAGAGAGAGAGAGAGAGAGAGAGAGUGAGAGAGGCGAUUAGGUGAGAUAGAGAUAGAGACCAGAUGACAACAGGAGACACAAGCAGUAAUCUCAUUCUCAAUGUUUAGGAAGGGCGAAUAAAUGACAAAACAACACACCCUUAGUUUAGGAAACUGUUUUUUCGUUGUUCCAUACGACUGCGAGACAGGAAAGCAAAGUUAGACUCACUAUUCCACAGUUGUAUUUGCGAAGCAUCGAAAAGUCGAAAAAUUAUUAUUGUUUCUGAAGAGGACCACCAGAUCGCGAUUAGGUAAAUCGUACGCACCUCUAAAUGUAGAUAAAUCCACUUCUCAAAAAGGGCGGAACAUCAUACACAGUCAGGCACACACUACUAGCGCGACCACGUGCUGCAGCUGGUCGGACGGAAAGAGCGCAGCGUUCUUAGCUUAAAUAUAUGUUCCAGUAUAAUAUCCUCGUAGGUGGGAAGCAAAAAAGCGAAAGGGGUAGUAGUAGUAGUAGUAGAAAGCGAGAGUGUAUUCGAGCGUACGCUAGCAAGCAUCAUGGCACUGUUAAGCUGCACAAAACAACAAGGUCCUCCCAAACUGGCUUGCUGCUUGUAAUCGGUGAAAUUUCUCCCACGAUUUUCCAUCCGCGUAUAAAUGGCCGUGCAAUAGGGGCAGCAAGUGGUUGAUUUACGUUUGCUGAAACGAAACUGAGGCGAUAGGUGUCCGUGUCGCGGUGUGUUUAAAAAUGAUUUUUUUUUUUGUAUCGUUGCAAAUAUACAUAUAAUGCACUAAGCAAAAGUUGUACAUUGUAGAAAGUUGUAUUUAAAACAAAAAAGCAAGGAGGACAGUUAAAUAAGCUCUGCAAAAGAACAGUACGCACUACGCGACGAGAAGGAAGGUGGGAACCUUAGUAAUCUAAAUGAUAGUGAAGGGAAACAAAUGCAUCAUACUACUACAAUCUUUCAUCAUUCAUCGUCUCUCAUUCCUCGCUUUCCCAUUCGAACUCUUUCCUCUUAGAGAGUUUGAUUCAUUCGCAGCGGCAUACAGUUUUUGUUGUUGUGUCUUUCCUAGUAGAAGAUCGCGCCUAGUCUACGAACAAGAUACAAUAUGUAUUAGGCUUAAAUAAACGCAGGCAUACGCAUAGUUGGCUGGAGGACAUUCCAAAAACCUAAAAAACAAGGUAGUUGGGGAAAAAAAAGGGAUCCUUAAAAAUAUAAGCAAUCGACCAUUCGAAAACGAAAGCCCCUCCCCUGCUGUUCCGGUGUAAAGUGAGUAGCUUAAUAUGAGUAGAACAAAACCCACACACACACGCGUACAUUGUUAUUUGAUGAUAAAAAACAAAACUGGAUGACUAAAUAAAGCGUGUAAGCGUGCUGCUCCUCUUUAUCUCUCGCUCUUGAGGGUACGUGCGUUCAAUGCGCCGGUUGUCGAAAGGACCAGUAAGGACAGCACAGCAUUGGCGCGUUUCGCACUAUUACAGGAUCCUGUCAGCAAAAAAAAAAAACAAAACAAAAAACAAACAUAACGCUCUAGACUAGCAUUAACUAAACGAGUUAUAGAAAUGUGUCAGUAAAACCGCAAAAACAAAAUGGAACAGACGGUACGAUAAUCGUAACAUAUUAUACCAGAUACCGGCUGGAAAACGAUGGACAACCCAACAACGGACAAACAAAAAUCCAUACAAAAGGCGCGAUAGCGAGCACAUAGGCCGGGAGAUGUGAGUGGAAGGAUGAAAGGAAAAUAAUAUAUUGAAAAUAUACACAUGUUAUUGAAUCUGAA